This is a messenger RNA of Spirodela intermedia, 939 nucleotides long. Lineage: Eukaryota; Viridiplantae; Streptophyta; Magnoliopsida; Alismatales; Araceae. The record is from the annotation of a GenBank genome assembly.
AUGGGCACCCUUGUCGGCCACGUCGCACCGGGGUUCGGGUUCCUCAUCAUCGGACUGUGGCAAUUGUUUAACCAUAUCAAGCUCUACUGCCAGCACCCCAAGUCCUACCGCCCGCCCAUCUGGUUUCCAGCCCCGAGGGUGAGACAUCUCGAGCUCUACCUCAUCAUGAUGGGCGGCUGGACCUCCAUACUAAUGGAGCUCUUUAUCGGCCCCUCCCGGCACCAGCCGCUCGAUCCCACCGAUUGGACUAUCCCCUCCAACCACCUCCACAAUUUCGAGCACGCCACGAUCUCCUUUACCAUCUUCACUUACGCUGCGUUUGCGCUGCACUUCGAUCGUGUGCGUCUGAGAGCUGGUGGGACGCUCUCAUUUCUGCUUGGCGCAUUGGCCUUCGCCGUUGAGCUGCUUCUUUUCUAUCUUCAUUCCACAGACCAUGCUGGUGUGGAGUGGCAGUACCAUUGGCUUCUACAGGUAGUCAUCUCCGUGUCCCUGAUCACGACGGUGAUGGGGAUCGGGUUCCCGACCAGUUUCACAGUGGGUUUCGUGAGAUCUCUUAGCGCCGUCUUCCAGGGCGUCUGGUUCAACGUGUUGGGUAUUAUGCUUUAUACUCCGAGGUUCAUCCCCAAGGGCUGCUCCCUGCAGUCGGACGACGGCCGGCUCGUUGUCCCCUGCGACGACCACCUCGCACUCCACCGCGCGAAGGCAUUGGUGAAUCUCCAGUUCGCCUGGUCUCUUAUCGCCGUUGUGGCUUUCUCAAUGUGGUUCUACUUUUACCUGGCGAAGAAGUACCCGGAAGUACCCGAAUACAAGUGCCUGGCUGCUAAGGGUGACCAGGAGGACUAUUUAUGGGAGUCACCAAAGAAGAUGCACGUGGAAGAGAAGCCUGACAAUUUCCUGGAUGUGGGUAAGUUGUUGAAGCCAAAGGACUUGGAAAGGUAA